AUGACGACAAAGUUGGAUAUUCCAAGGGAUUUGAUAGAGGAUGAGAUUCUCCCUAGGGUUUCGAUAACAUCUCUGAGAGCAGUGCGAUCUACUUGCAAAGAGUGGGAGGCUUCUACCAAAACUCAGAUUCUUGAACAACGGCGACUUAUACCAAUUAUAAAGCAAGUAAGUAUACUUGAUCAAAUCGAGAUAUCCCAAGUCUUUCACUGCGCUGGCUUAUUGUUAUGCGUCAUAAAAUACAACAAAGGGCUUGUGGUAUGGAACCCUUACAUAGGUAAAAUAAAGUGGAUCCAACCAAGAGAAAAAUACGAGAGUUUUGAUGUGUAUGCUCUCGGACAUGACAAGAACCGUAACCACAAAAUCUUGAGGAUUUUCUUUCACAAUCAUAGAGUUUUGGGGUACGAAAUCUACAAUUUUAGCUCUGAUUCAUGGAAGGUUGUCUAUGUCAUUGUCAACCAUGAGUGGGACAUGUGGUUUCGUCAACAACCGGGUGUGUCUUUGAAUGGAAAUACUUGUUUUUUGGCUGAAGAUAUAGAAGAAGAAUUUUUACUAUGUUUUGAUUUCACCACAGAGAGAUUUGGACCGCGUCUUCCUCUGCCUUAUGAUGAACAUAACGUGUCUCUAUCUUGUGUGGGAGAUGAGAAGCUCGCCGUGUUAUAUCAACGUUCGGGUAUAUGUCAUGUUUUAGAGAUUUGGGUCACAAAUAAGAUUGAUCCCAGUGGUGUAUCAAUAUCAUGGAGCAAGUUCUUGGGACGUUUCGACGGUCGUGUUAAGGUUGACAUUAACGGAGGGAGUUUUUUCAUUGACGAGGAGAAGGAAGUUGCUGUAAUUUUGAACAUAGACAAACCUAAAAGGAACAAGACCCGUCGCUACCAAACAGCUCACAUCAUUGGACAAGUCGGAUAUCUCAAAUCUUUGAGUAUCGGAGAAGCCCUGACAACUGACGAAUCAGAGGAGACAUAUUGUUUCCCACUUGUGUGCUCUUCAUAUGUCCCAAGCUUAGUGCAAUUAUAA
This is a messenger RNA of Microthlaspi erraticum, 1014 nucleotides long. The record is from the annotation of a GenBank genome assembly. Lineage: Eukaryota; Viridiplantae; Streptophyta; Magnoliopsida; Brassicales; Brassicaceae.